Messenger RNA from Ramularia collo-cygni, 2811 nucleotides. Its product is annotated as related to GTP-binding protein FZO1, required for biogenesis of mitochondria. The coding region runs from base 1 to 2811 and encodes 936 amino acids. Lineage: Eukaryota; Fungi; Ascomycota; Dothideomycetes; Mycosphaerellales; Mycosphaerellaceae. The record is from RefSeq and is a predicted model, not a curated record. Gene Ontology annotation, biological process: mitochondrial fusion. The transcript has 2 exons. Gene Ontology annotation, cellular component: mitochondrial outer membrane. Gene Ontology annotation, molecular function: GTPase activity; GTP binding.
AUGAGCUCGAGCAACCCUUUUAGCCAUGGAUCUGGCGCUGGUCGCAGCUCGCCCGCCUCUCGGCGCGGUCCACAAUACAUGACUGUUGGCUCAGGCUCGACCUCGGAGAGCGCAUCACGACUGCAGGCUCUGCUGGACGAGGACUCCGGAUACGGUGGAAGUCUAGCUGGCGAAGAAAACAUGGAAAAUGCGUGGCACCCAGGCCCUACGGCAGACCGCUUCACACCGGAACACACUCCAGUUGGACCUGGAGAGACCAAUCCCGCGUCCGAGCACGAGAAGCGCGCACUGGCGAGCCACGUUCACCAGCUCUUUUACAACCAAAACCGUACGGCGCUGGGUCGCGCCAUCAAUCAGACGGUGGAGACGUUGAAGAAGCUGCAGGAGAUGAACGCGCAAUGGCCGGCACACUAUCCCACAGUACAGCGCCCACCGGCGUUGCCUUCACCAAGACCUGACGUGCGCCCUGGAAUGAUUCAUACGCAGUCCACUCUAGACAUGGAAACCUCUGGGGUGCCAUCAGCCCGACCGAGACCGCCGCGUCGCGCAGGGACGUCUCUUGGCGAGACGGGACAAACCGCUGAGUCCAGUGAAUCAGCAGCAGCAAAGGCGCCUGCUGCGGAACCAAGACUGGUCACACCCCAACUGGCGCAGGACUUCUCUGUGUUGAAGAUUGAGUUGAAGAUGGAAGGAUUGCCCCAGUCUGAGAUUGUGCACUCUCUCGAGAAACAGUCAGUGGCAGCCUUACUAGACAAUCAGAUCAAUAACAGCGUGCGCCACCUUUUUGCCCUUCGAGAGCGUAUCGAGGAUACAUCCAGCAAGGUACUGGUAACGGGCGACCUCAACGCGGGCAAAUCAACUUUCUGCAAUGCCCUACUCCGGAGGAAGGUCUUGCCAGAAGACCAGCAACCUUGCACUAGCAUCUUCUGCGAAGUUCUCGACGUUCGGGAGAAUGCUGGUGUAGAGGAAGUCCAUGCCAUUCCCCACGAUGUCGCCUACAACCGCAAUGWCGAGAGCACGUACCACGUAUACGCCCUGAAACAGCUCGAGGAUAUUGUGGUUGACAGCGAUCGUUACUGGGCGUGCAAGAUUUACAUCAAAGACAUUCGAGCUGUUGAUCAAUCGCUCCUAAACAAUGGCGUGGUCGACAUCGCUCUGAUUGAUGCGCCUGGACUCAACAACGAUUCGCUCAAGACGACGGCCAUUUUUGCCAGACAAGAAGAAAUCGAUGUCGUCGUAUUCGUUGUAUCCGCGUCCAAUCACUUCACUUUGUCCGCAAAAGAGUUUAUUUUCAAUGCUGCGCAAGAGAAGGCGUACAUGUUCAUGGUCGUCAACGGCUUCGACAAUAUUCGCGACAAGAAUCGCUGUCAAGAACGGAUCCUUCAGCAGAUUGCGCAUUUGAGCCCGGCCACAUUCAAGGAAUCUGCCGAGCUUGUUCACUUCGUCUCCAGUAAUGCCAUUCCGGUCUCACACGGUCCUCCAGGCGGUCCAGAUGGCGGCUCGGGUGGUGGCGGCGCUGGCGGCGCCUCUUUUGCCGGUGGCGAUGAUAAAUCUUCACCCGAUCACGAUGAUGACGGUCCGACAGGCAAGCACGGCGAACCUGGAGCUUCGCCUGACAAGAAGGGCAAAGGCAAGGAGAAGGAGAAGGAGGCCAUCGACGACUUUGGCGAACUAGAAGCAUCUCUCAGGCGCUUCGUUCUCGAGAAACGUGCACGCUCAAAAUUGGCACCCGCCAAGACCUACCUGAUGAACGUCCUCGGUGAUCUUGGGACCCUUGCUACGGUCAACAAGGACGUGGCGCAAAAUGAGUUGGAUCGUGUGAGUGAGGAGCUCCGCAAGUUGGAGCCCGUGUUUGAGCAAUCCAAGAAGGCACGUGCAGAGGCGGAUGACACUGUCGCAAACAGCAUCGACGAAACGUCUAACGAAGUCUAUGAGUUGACGCGGGGCACUCUUAGGGAUGUUAUCUCUCGCGUUGCAGAAAGCGACCUUGGCGUUGAGUAUCCCGGUUUUCUGGGCGCCUACAAUUAUGCCGAUGACCUGAAGUUGGCCAUGCUCGAACAGAUCACGGAGACGGUCCGAUGGUGUGAAGAACGUGCGCGUGAGAAGACCGUUUCUGGCGUCGGUGCUAUCAAGUCGCUUGGAAUGAUGCACCUCGGAGAUCAGUACGUUGACCUGACCUUCAGGUCAGAGAAGAUGUUCAGAAGUCGUCGCGACGCUCUUGCACGUCAAGUAGAUUUCGAGCCGGAGAUUUGGGAUUUUUUCGAUGUAGCAAACAUCUGGGAGCGUCAGGAGAAGCUGGCCGGUACAAGCAUGGCCGUUACAGUCGCCGGUGUGGUUGGUGGUAGAAUGCUAGGCGGAUUUGGCUGGGUCGAUGGGGCACUGACAGCGACGAAGCUCGUGGGGUCCGACAACCUUCGAAGACUCAUCCUGCCCGGUCUUGCCUUGGCUGUCUCUCUCGGAAUCUCCUACGCGGUAUCUCAAAUCCCGCAUUCGCUUCCUCGACGACUGAGCACAAAGCUGUCUGCACAGCUCGCUGCUCUCGACUACACACAUUCCAACUCUCUCCGCGUCAGCUCAGAGGUUCGGCGUGCGCUAAAGUAUCCUGCUGAUAAGCUUCGCGAAGGCUUGCAGCGUAGCGUUGAGCAAAUUCAAGAACAGAGAAAAGAAACCGUCAAGGUACAGGUGGAGAGCGAAGUUGCGAGAAAGUACUUCGGUAACCUCGUAAGGGAGAGCAAUGACAUUCGCAGCAGAGUACAGAGAGUGGAUCUUGAGGGACCCGCUCCUGGUAUUGCUGGUAGCUUUGAUUUGUAG